Molecule: messenger RNA, 1242 nt
Organism: Acanthosepion pharaonis
Lineage: Eukaryota; Metazoa; Mollusca; Cephalopoda; Sepiida; Sepiidae
Source: the annotation of a GenBank genome assembly
AUGGUCUGUUUCAUCUUUCUUUUCUUUCUUUCUUUUUCUUUCUUUCUUUUCUUUCUUGUUUUGACUUUUUCUCCAAUUCCUCAAUCUUUUGUUUCAGACACAUUUUUAUUGAUUAUUUCUCCCUUCCCUUCUUCUUCUUUUCUUCUUCUUCUUCUUCUUCUUCUUCUUCUAUCAACCUAUUUUCUUUCUUUCUUUCAUUCUUUCUUUUUUUUUUUUUUUUUUCUUUUAGUUACUUUCCAUAUAUAUAUUCACUUCAAUUGGUCUGUUUCAUCUUUCUUUCUUUUUUUUCUUUUCUUUUCUUUCUUUCUUUCUUUCUUUCUUGUUUUGACUUUUCUCUCCAAUUCCUCAAUCUCUUGUUUCAGACACAUUUUUAUUGAUUAUUUCUCCCUUCCCUUCUUCUUCUUCUUCUUCUUCUUCUUCUUCUUCUUCUUCUUCUUCUAUCAACCUUCUUUCUUUCUUUCUUUCAUCCUUUCUUUCUUUUUUCUUUUCUUUUUUUGUUACUUUCCAUAUAUAUAUUCACUUGUACGGUCUGUUUCAUCUUUCUUUCUUUCUUUCUUUCUUCUUUCUUUCUUUCUUUUUCUUUUCUUUUUUCUUUCUUUCUUUUUCUUUUUUUUCUUUUCUUUCUUUUCUUUUUUGUUUUCUCUCCAAUUCCUCAAUCUUUGUUUCAGACACAUUUUUAUUGAUUAUUUUCCUUCCUUCUUCUUCUUUUCUUCUUCUUCUUCUUCUUUCUUCUUCUUUUCUUUUCUUCUUCUUCUAUCAACCUAUUUUCUUUCUUUCAUCCUUUCUUUUUUUUUUUUUCUUUUCUUUAUAUAUAUAUAUAUAUAUAUAUAUAUAUAUAUAUAUAUAUAUUCAAUUCUACGGACUGUUUGUUCUUUUCUUUCUUUCUUCUUUUUUUUUUUUUUUUUUUUUCUUUUUCUUUCUUUCUUUUUUUCUUUUUUCUUUUUUUUUUCUUCUUGUUUUGACUUUUCUCUACAAUUCCUCAAUUUCUUCUUUCAGACACAUUUUUAUAGAAUAUUUCUCCCUCCUCCUCUUUUUCUUCUUUUAUUUAAGCUCUUCCUCUCAACAGAUCGAAUUCCACAUCUUUCAUUUACUUUUUCUGCGACGCCUUCACAAAUCGAUCAGUUUCUUCUCUUCAUUACCAACGCUUGGCCAGUUCAUUUCAAUCGGCUAGAAUUUCUUUUCCCCGCCUUAAAAACAGCGUCCGUUUCUCCGGAAACAAUUAACAGCAACACAGCGUCAUGA